CUGAAGGAUAACGUUAUGUUGACCCGCGCGGCGCGUGACUGUCCGCUCGCUCUACUGAGUCACGGCUGGAAAUGAAGGACAAACUCCCUGAAAAAGCUCAGACAGACAUCUGUUGCCACCCAGUUUAUUUUAUUCUGAACUUCUAAAGUGACACCAUUUGCAUGAAGAAAAGCUUUUAUUACACGAGUGUCAAGAAAAACAUCUGUAAAGGAGAUAUGUUGAUAUUCCACCUUCGAAGUUAAAAAAAAAAACUAUCAGCUUUCACAAGCAUGAUUGAAAACCAAGUUGUGUGCCACAGCAUGAAUUUCAUCCUGAAUUAAAGUUUAAAUUCCAGGACCACUUAAUUUUUUAUACCUAGUGCUUAGAGGUCCCAGAAAACUAACUACUCCUUUGGCAAUGUUAUGUCCAUAAUGAGUACAUUUGAUCAACGGUUUGUGAGGUAGUCUUCGGGUGUGACAUUCUACCAGAGGCUUUUUCCACAUUUUAUGGAGGUCUCAAAUAAGCAGCUGAGCACUGGGGAGCAGUCAGGAGGUCAAGAACACCUUCAUGAAACUCAAUAUGAGUCUUGUCUUGACAACCCGGAACCAACCGCAACUGGCUCCCAGCAGCAGCAUGGACCAUCCCAUCCGAAACAAACAAAAAGACGUCAUGAGAGAAAGCGUCUCCGGCUUCAGAAAAGAAAUGUACAGGAAGCAGAUACUCUUGAAGGGGGGAAGACAGAAUGGGCUUCUAGAAGCUCUGAAGAUAUGGACGUUUCUGAUAAAUGCCCUGAGACUUCAGCUUCAUCAGUGUCAAAGCAACCUUCCAUGGAGAUGCAGGAGAGCACACAAAAACAAAAACGUGAGCGUAAACCUCAAAAGCCAGGAAAGUAUGUAUGCACCUAUUGUGGUCGUGCAUGUGCCAAGCCCAGCGUACUACAGAAACACAUACGAUCCCACACAGGAGAAAGGCCCUACCCUUGUGCACCAUGUGGUUUUUCCUUUAAGACUAAAAGUAAUCUUUACAAGCACCGUAAAUCACACACACAUAAGGUAAAAGCUGGCAUGGCCUCAGGUAGACAGGUGUCUGGCCUGAGUUGUCAUGAUGAUCCAGUUACAGAAUCAGAUGAAGACACUGGUCAGUCAUCUCUUACGCUUAAAAAUCAAGAAAUGGCAUCUUCUCAAAGAGAUUCUUGCGCAGAGGUAUCCAAUGAAGGCCAACCACAGGGAUUAGAAUAUUCUCAUGCUGUCAAAAAGAGACUAGCUAUGAGGCUUAGCAAAGGAAGACGAGCUCCUAUCGGCUCAUCUGAUGAGACCUCCUCAUCAUUUGGGAUCGGCAGCAAAGGCAGCACAGAAUCAGGCUAUUUCUCUCGUUCUGAAAGCACCGAUGUCUCUCAAGACAACCUGCCAAACACAAGUGCCAAAACUUAUGCAGAAGUUAUUCUUGGAAAAUUUGGUCGUCUUGGCCAUUUGCAGAGAACAGCUCGUCAACAAGAUGAACACUCUGCAGAACUUGAGGGGAGGAGCAUCCCAUUCUCAGUGCCUAAAAAGCAAGUAAUCGAUCACAUCACCAAACUCAUCACCAUUAAUGAAGCAGUCGUAGACACAAGCAAGAUUGAUAGCGUCAAACCCAGAAGGUUUUCACUUUCCAGGAGAAGCAGCAUUGAGUCGUCUCUUUCAAAAGAUACAAUUCUUUGUAGAGCUAAAGAGAUAGACAUUAGUUCAAAAAGCAGUGGGUCUAUCACUCUAGGUGUCCCUUGUGAGAAAUUUCAACACCACUCCAUCAGUGUCAGCCAACCAUCUCUGUCAUCUGGUCCCCUUUUAAGAAGUCACUCAUUACCAUCAGAUGCAAACACAGAAGUCACUGCCGCCCCACAAAACUUUCGUCAAAGCCAAUCAUUUGAUGAACAACCAGCUCAGAACAGGAGGCAUGGUAUGCUAAGGCGCCAACCUGCAAUUGAAUUACCUAUUGGUGCUGAAAUUACUAUUGAGGAACAGCCCUGUUCCAGCUCACCAUUUCAUCCCUCAGUUUCCAUGGUGUCUGACUGCAAGGAAAAAAAAGCAGAACCAUUUGAGUGUGAAGCAUGUGGACUUGCUUGCAACAACUGGGAAACAUAUAAAACACACAAGAACCAUAACUGCCCUGCCCAGCUGUCUCACCAACUUGAAAUUCCAACAUGUCCAUCUGAAGAGCAUGGGACAAUUCAGAAAACUCGAAUUGGUGGUCUAGCGUUGCGCAAAAGGAGAAAGGAGGAGAGUCUAGAACUUGAUGAUCCUGCCUUACCAUCAGCUGCCUUGUCCUCUACUUUUGCUACAUCACAAGGGUAUAUUGCAAUGUCUGUAGAGCCUAUCAUAGAAUCUGUUUGGUCAAUGCAAACUCAUGAGAAAGAGAACACUCUGAAAGGAGUAUCGGUGAUACAACAUACUAGUUUAUUUAACAAACAAGAACCAUUGCCUCACACUUACUUAAAGGAACAGACAAUAAAGCCAAAUUUCCGUAAGCUUGUUCGCCAACACAAUGUUCAAAUACCAGAAAUUCGAGUAACAGAAGAAACAAAUACCAAUGCAACAGUGCCACUCCAUCCAGAUGGGUCUGAAACUAAAGAGCCAAAAAAGGUUGAAAACUUCCAGUGGCCCCAGAGAAGUCCAUCACUGGCCCAGCUUCCCAUUGAAAAGUUGCCCCCAAAAAAGAAAAGAUUGCGUCUUGCAGAGGCAACCCAGUCCUCUGGAGACUCAAGUUUUGAAUCACUAUCUGUUCCUCACAGUCCAAGUCAAGAUACUCACCGAUUUAGUCAUUCCACAUCACCUGAGGAAUCUGUCAAAUGUGAUGUUGAAACAAUAUCUAGAAGAUCAAGAGCUCCUCAUACAUUAACAGUCUCGAGUACUCACCACCCUCAUAGAGAAAUGCAACGGUCUGCAUCUGAGCAAGCACCACAUAUACCUCAGCAGACUAACCCCAUUGUUGAGAGCAGAAGUAAAUCCUUUGAUUACAGCUGUCUAUCCCCUGAUCGAACACCUGCAGGUUGGAGGGAAAGGCGCAAAUGCCUCCUAAUGAAGCAUUCUGUUGUAAGAGAGCCAGAUGAAGAGGGUCCACCACCAAGGCCAGUUCUUAGUGUUAAUCCCCCAUCUCCAAGUGCAAGCAUUUCUCCUAGGCAAAGUCCGGACACGUCUCAUUCUUUUGUACCUUCUUCAGUCUGUAAUGUGUCUUUAAGCAAUACAGUAUGCCCCUCAUUCUCUCAUAAAACUGUUACUUCUUUAACUGCAGUGACUCAUACAGAUGAUCAUACAGUUAUGGAAAAUCUGCACUGCCUGUCAGGUGCUGCAAGAGCUCAUUACUAUUCAGUCUCUUCCGGUCUAAAGCUUGAAAUCCCCAUAAAGGAAGAUGUUGGACAGUCAACUGCUGCUUAUCAUCACUACCAUUCCCUACUUGAUAUUACUCCAUGCCAAGAGCUUUUGAGGCCUCCUGGAAUGCAGAGAGUGCCUGUUCGACUUUGUUCAGACCUAACAUUCCAUGCCAAAUCUGUUUACACUACGCUGUCACAGUCAAUUGUUGCAACAUCUCAGGAUCCUGGCUGCUCUGGUUCAAAAUUUGAAUCUACAGUUUCUAGGUUUGAUUUUAAAGAUCAACCCCCAGUAGCCGAGGGGUCCAAAUCCUCCAAUGCAGGAGGAAAUAAACGAGUACUGUCGCCAACAAGCAGCGUGGAGCUCACUCCUGAUAGCCAACAACAGAAACGUGUGAAGGAAGAGGAAGAGGACACCGACCUUUCAAAGAGCAAUAUAAGUAGUUUAAUUUCCAGCAAGAAAGAUGAACUCCAGCUGUGUACUAAUAGUAUUGUGAUUCCCAUCAAAAAAGAAGAGCCGUCGUACACAUCUCUUGACACAAAUCUCGCAAUUAGCUGGUGCUAUUUAAACUAUGUCAAACCCAAUCCAUCUGCUCAGGAUGACAACCAGAACUCAGUCUAUUCUACUUGGUCCAUUAGUAAUCGGAAUCCAAACCCUCCAGGGCUAACAAGCAAAGAUGUACUCUCUCUAGUGUACUGCAAGCAAAGAGAUACUUCUUUUACCUACACUACAGCAGCGAUGUCUCCCUCCACAGCAGCAAAACCUGCAGCACCUGACACAAGGGAUUGCAAGGAGGCUGAGGUACUUGCCAUACAGCCCAAAGACCCCACAGAGAUCCAGAAAGCUGAGCUGAGAAAGUCCGAGAAGACACCAAAGGAAGAGGGAGAAGAGGAAGCACAGUCUACCUCCAAAUACAAUGAGAUCCUCCGGGUACAAAUCUGCGAAGGAGGUUACAGGUCGAGUGAGGAGUAUGUGUACGUGCGGGGACGGGGGAGAGGCCGUUACGUGUGUGAGGAGUGUGGGAUCCGCUGCAAGAAGCCCAGCAUGCUGCGGAAACACAUCAGACUGCACACUGAUGCUCGGCCCUACGUCUGCCAGCACUGCAACUUCGCUUUCAAAACCAAAGGGAAUCUCACCAAACAUAUGAAGUCAAAGGCUCAUGGGAAACGUUGUCCAGAGGGGACCGCUCCUGGACCUGUGCUGAGUGAGCCAGACACAGAAGAAGCAGAUGGUCCUGAGGAGAGUUUCACAGCACCAGAAGUCGCAGAGGAGCACCAGUUUUCAGAUGCCGAGGACACGGAUGAGGAAGAUGACGACAAUGAGGAAGCUGAUGAGGAGACAUCCCAAUCCUCUGCUUCAUCUGUGAGGAUAUCUGUCUGUAGUGAAGUUCCAGGAUGUUCAGGUCCAACAGCCUUGGUGAAGACAAAUGAGUCCAGGCAGCCGAGUCCAAGCACAUCUUCAUAUGUAGAGACCACCACUGCAGCCAUGUCUUCUUCCCCCAUAUGCAGUCUUUCUCCUGGCCUUACUGUAUCCCCUGGGCAUCCAGGCUCCCCACGACGGGAUGCAUCCCCUUUGCGCUGUCUCUCUCCCCGGCUGAGUCUCUCUCCUUCUCCCUGCCAGUCCUCUCUUUCCCCAUCCACCCGACCCGUCUCACCUUUCUCACUAAGACACCUAUCCCCAGUUCGAGCUAUUUCUCCCAUAUGUCCCAUGUCUCCAAGCAGCCCACAAAGCUCCAGUUUUGGGGCCAGCUUGACUGUCCAACAGAGGGUUUACAACCAUCGAGAGUUAACCAAGUCUUCAAACAGUACAGUCAAUUUCAAGGGCAAGCCGGAGAAGACGAGCAGAGCUCAGAGAAGAGAGCAUCAGACCGAGUUGCUCUCCUUCAGGCACGGGCAGGCCAGGGAAGGCCAAGGAGUGCUCAGCCACCUGCCUCUACAUUCCCAACCUCAGACUCCGAGCUCCAGCCUCAGCCUCAUGAUCCCCAUAGGGGGAAUCCAGAUGGUCCAGAUUCCUACAAUCAACUCCGGUCUGCACGUGCACCGGUCAAAACUCAACCCCUGCAUGACCCAGACAGCGGUAGCCGAGCCGGGCGAGGAGGAAAAAACAAGUUCCUCAAGCGACUUAAUACAAUACGGGUCUGCUCCUGGAAGACAAAACCAGGAAACCGAUGAUAAAAAAGGCGAUACCCCGAGCGCACCCUUGACAACCUGGAAGUGUAUAUCUCAAAGAAAGGGGAGAAAGCGCUCGGACAAAGAUCCGACACACGUCCACAAAAGCGUUACAAUCAAGCAUACCACGCAGACGUUUACAGAUAGUGACGCGACACCCAAGAGCACUUGGAAGGAAAAGGCGUCCAGAGUAUCGGAGAGAACUCUAGCAGAGAGGAGACACUAGAUUCCAGAUCAAAAACAACCAAUGGAUGAUGAACCGAAUUGUCUUUUAAAACAAGAAAAAAGAUGAGCGUUUAGAAAAGAAAUAAAUGAAAAAAGAAAAUCAAUGUAAUAGUGUAGAUAUGUACUGUAGAUGCAAGAUAUAUCUGAUAUCUGUAUGUAUAUUGUUCUCGAGCUGUAUUCUAGACUCAUUUCUAUCUAUAAUUUAUAUACACUGUAAAAUAUAUAUAUAUGGUUUAUAUUGAUUUAUAUAUGACCUUGUAAUGGCUUUGGAGUUUGUACUUUAUGUGUUUGUAUCAUUUCUAAAUGCAAUUUCUCACUAGAAUAUGAAACUUCGCUGAACGGUUGUGUCCAUCCAACAUUUUUGAUAUACAUCAUAAGCACGGUAGAUAGACUCCAUACACAUGGUAUUUCUCAAAUAACCAAAAACCACUCACGUUGUCAGUAUAUCUACUUUUUUUUUUUUUUUUUCAUUUUUUAAAAAUAAUUAUUAUUUUUAAUUUAUGCAAUUAGUAGUGUUGCUAGAUUACAUAUGAGAAGAGGUCUGUAUAGUAUUUUCUUAUUGUGCAGUAUUUGGAUAUGGAAAGUUCUUUCCCAUGUAUUCUGUUAAUCAGUCGAUCAAUGGCAGAAAAGCUUUUAGUAAGAUGAAAAGAAGUAAUAAGAUUAUACGCAUAUAUUAUAAAUAGUUAAAGCUUAAAGCAUGGAUAUAUUGUCUGCUGUGUUUUUCAUUCUUUUAUUAUUAUUAUUAUUAUUAUUAUUAGAUUAGAGAAAAUAUGCAGAUAAUGUAUCAUCUAACAUGUUUCUUAUUGUCAGCAGAGCUAUGAUUGUAUUUAGGCAGAGAUUAACUCUAACUUUAACUGGACGACUACUUUCUUCUUCUUCUUUUUUUUUUUUUUUCUGACGGUGUUGUGUGAAAUAUAUAGCACCAGUGAGUGCCUCAAUGAAGAACUGUUCAAAAUACCUGCAGUUUAAAGUAGCUUCUGUUACGUACGUAAACACACACUGGCACCAGACUGACAGUAAGCUUCGCUUAAUUAUGUUUUAAUUAUUAUUAUUAUUAUUAUUAUUAUUAUUAUUAUUUUUUAAUAGUCUCUUCUUGAGAAUUGUUUAGAGUACACAUGGUUUAUUGAUGUUUAAAUAAAAAAACAAUAUCUUUAUAGCUUUUUUUUUCCUCAAUUAAACAUCAUGUAGCUAUAGCCUGAAUGAAAUAUUUGGUGUCUAUAAAGAGCAGCAUUGACGGCAAAAUUGGUAAGCAAUAAAAGCAGAUCGAAAAUAUGUAUUCAAUUGGGUACUGUCUGAAAUGUUCAAUAUUCCA
This is a messenger RNA of Clarias gariepinus (North African catfish), 7025 nucleotides long. RefSeq names its product HIVEP zinc finger 3a (gene hivep3a). The record is from RefSeq and is a predicted model, not a curated record. Gene Ontology annotation, biological process: regulation of transcription by RNA polymerase II. NCBI's taxonomy places the organism in Eukaryota, Metazoa, Chordata, Actinopteri, Siluriformes, Clariidae. Gene Ontology annotation, molecular function: RNA polymerase II cis-regulatory region sequence-specific DNA binding; DNA-binding transcription factor activity, RNA polymerase II-specific. The transcript has 8 exons. Gene Ontology annotation, cellular component: nucleus. The coding region runs from base 486 to 5714 and encodes 1742 amino acids.